GCACGCGUGGGAAUAUAUCGCGAUCUAUUAGAGAAGACGCGAGAGAUUCUUAUCGAGAUAUUUCAACUGUAACUACCACGCGCAGAUUAGAUUUUUUAUACGUACGUAUUUUACGUGUGUCUGAUGAAGAUUUUAGAAUACGAUGUUCCGUUUGACGAAAGAAUUUUCAAAUUGAUUACGUUCCCAAAAUUUGAAAGUACUUAGAAGCAGAAAAAAAAACAAAAAUAAGAUACGUUCAUAUACACCGGUUCAUUAUUUUCUAGAUGGCAUUUCUAUAUGCGCGUAGUGUAUAAGGAAAGUGAGAAUGAGAAUGACGAGAAUAAGACUAAGAAGAAUCAUAACGAGAGUAGGUGUAUAAGGUGAAGUACAUGAGACGCGAGUUGCACGAGGUUCGUGCGGGGAUGUGAUAUAAAAGGCGGUUGAAGAUGGAUCGGGUAUCGCAGAUCAUCCUGGCGGCUUGUUCGGGAAGAAAGGAUCGCUAACUCGCGAGAAUUUAUUAGAAGAAAAAAAAAAAAAAAAAAAACACAUAAAAAAAAGCCCGAAGAAAGGAAUGAAAAAUUCAAAUGCGGAGAGGAGAAUAAUAACGCGUCACGUGAUAUCCUCCGCGAGGUAAACGAGCGAAAGGUCAUCAAAGGUUAACGGCUAAUAAAACUGAGGAGAGCAAAAGCCGAGUGCAAUUUUCACCUGUGAAUAUUACGAUCGAAUCAUCGCGAAAUUUUCAUUUUCUAAAAGAACCGAAAUAAAUAAAUAAAUAGAAAAAAGAAAAUAAAUAAAUAAAAAAUCAGCACAGGGAUGUACGGGGUUCUUUUAUUUCUACACGUCGCAGCAGCGGUCGUCGCCCAAUCGGCGCCGUUCAGUCACGAAGAUCGCGGAAGCGCCGAUUUCCGAGCAUCGGAUCGAAUCGUUCGCGACAAUUUCGAUCCAUCGGAGGAGCGAGUUCGACAAUUUUCGGAAACCGGAUCCGCAGACGACGAAAAAGAAAGCGCUCUCCGAAAGCCCGGAAUUCUGGAUCCGGAAGUAGCCGAUCAACUCGAGGGAAAUGGGUGGCUCGACGUGAUCCCCGGUAUACCGGGAAGGGAUUACCCCAACUACGAUAAAAUUCCGAAGACCUCGUUUUCCUGCUUCGAAAAAACACCGGGCGGUUAUUACGCGGACAUCGAGGCGCGUUGCCAGGUUUUUCACGUCUGCAGCACCGAGGGUGAAAAAAUAUCGUUCAUGUGCCCGAGCGGCAGUAUAUUCAAUCAAAAAUAUUUCGUCUGCGAUUGGUGGUACGACUUCGAGUGCGACGACGCCACGGAUCUGUACUCGUUGAACGACGAGGUGAACCGAGGGGGCACGGGAUCCGGGCCCGGAGGACCCGGAAGAAUCGGGGAGGAAUUCGACUACCCCGCGGAAGGAUCAUCGUCGUCGUCGUCGUCGUCCCUGCAAGAUUCCCGCGGGAACGGAGAACCUUACCAGACAUCCGGCGGCGGUUUUUCGCGCGACGUGGAGCCGGGAUUCGAUCUGUCUUUGGCGGGAACCGGAGAAGGUGGUCCCGGUUACGCGCGAAGAGGAAGUAGCAGCGGCGGGGGAUACCAGAGCAACGUGAACGAGGAAAUACCUCGCGGCGAUAAAAGGGGUGGCAAAAACCCGUCCGACGAUCGCGGGAUAAUUGAAUCCGCGGCGGCUUCGAAAGGUCGAGAGGUUCGAUUCGAACGAAUCGCUGAUAAGGCGGAGUCGACGGUCGGUGGAAAAAAAUCGCGAGGGAAAUUUUUAAGCUCCGCUACGAGCGCUCGCGGCGAUCAAGAUCGUGGAGGAAAUUUAGCAGCGGAUGUUGGAGGGAACGGGCAGAACUUCCGGCUGCAAAAUGGCCCGCUAGUUUCCGAUGGAAUUUCUAACGGCGGUAAUUACCAGAGAGGAAAUAUAAAUGCGAACUCCGACGUCGCCGACACCGUAGCUGACGCUCUUCCUACCGAUUAUAAUUUCCGCGACGCUGGAGGACGCGGGAAAAAUCAGCGUCGGGAUCGCCAGGAGAAAAUUAACCCGGCGGCCAACGAAAACUUGGCGAAGAAUAAAGGAGCGGUCGAAAGAGCGGGUGGCUCCCUUUCGACCCGCGACAACGAUCAGCGACAUUUUUCUUCGGCUACGUCGGCGGAGGAAAGGGAGGGCGAAUUCGUAACGCAGAUUCCCGAUUCGGUCAAACAGAGUCAAAGACAGAGGAACACGUACCUCAACUACAAAAGCAAGGAGGGUAAAGAAGGAGAUUUUCGAAAUUCCGGGAGUUCGAAGAGUUGGGGGGACCGAAGGGAUGUCGAAUCAGUUUCGGGAUCCAGAAAUCCCGGAAAACUUACGGAAGCCCGUUCCCCCGGGACGCCGACCGAUCUGGACCGAUCCGACCGGAAGAAGGACACGAGGAUAUCCGACUUCGAGGAUGAGGAGAAUAAUUUCGCGCCUUCGGGAUCGGGGCCGAUUAAUUCUUACGACUCGAGACGACAGCGCGGAGAAUUACGUUCGCUUCAAACUACGUCCGCGAUCGGAAACGAAGGCGAAAAUUUAUCGCGGUUGAAUCAACGCCCUCGACAAAGUAACGGUAAAAAUUAUCGAGCGGCAGAUUAUCUCCUGGGGGUCGUUCCGGGAGAAGAAAAUAUGAGGAACGGUAACGAACCGAAUGAGCAGCUGAGAUUGUUACCACUUUUGUAAAGUCGACUGAUUAAACGAAUUUGAGUAAUA
This is a messenger RNA of Athalia rosae (coleseed sawfly), 2709 nucleotides long. RefSeq lists its product as uncharacterized. Gene Ontology annotation, molecular function: chitin binding. The transcript is spliced from 3 exons. Bases 793 to 2679 code for a protein of 628 amino acids. Lineage: Eukaryota; Metazoa; Arthropoda; Insecta; Hymenoptera; Athaliidae. The record is from RefSeq and is a predicted model, not a curated record. Gene Ontology annotation, cellular component: extracellular region.